Messenger RNA from Oncorhynchus kisutch (coho salmon), 2400 nucleotides. RefSeq names its product solute carrier family 5 member 9 (gene slc5a9). The transcript is spliced from 13 exons. Lineage: Eukaryota; Metazoa; Chordata; Actinopteri; Salmoniformes; Salmonidae. Bases 25 to 2004 code for a protein of 659 amino acids. Gene Ontology annotation, cellular component: plasma membrane. The record is from RefSeq and is a predicted model, not a curated record. Gene Ontology annotation, biological process: transmembrane transport. Gene Ontology annotation, molecular function: D-glucose:sodium symporter activity.
ACGGUUUUCUAUGUUUUUGUCAAAAUGACUUCAACACCUAGUCUUGCGACAACGACUUCUGUGCCUGAAUUAACUGAAAAGUUUGCUUUGGAAGCUCUUGAUAUUGUUGUGGUCGUGGUAUACUUCGUCUUUGUUCUUGUUGUGGGAAUAUGGUCUUCUGUCAGGGCAAACCGUGGGACAGUGGGUGGAUACUUCUUGGCUGGAAGAUCCAUGACAUGGUGGCCUAUUGGGGCCUCUCUGAUGUCCAGUAAUGUUGGCAGUGGUUUGUUCAUUGGACUAGCUGGCACUGGAGCAGCAGGAGGCAUCGCUGUUGGAGGGUUUGAAUGGAAUGCAGCUUGGGUCCUCAUUGCUCUUGGUUGGAUCUUUGUGCCUGUUUACAUCUCUGCUGGUGUGGUAACUAUGCCAGAGUACCUGAAGAAGCGGUUUGGGGGCCAGCGCAUCCGAAUCUACAUGAGUGUUCUCUCCCUCAUCCUCUAUAUUUUCACCAAGAUAUCAACAGACAUCUUCUCUGGCGCUCUGUUCAUUCAAGUGUCCCUGGGCUGGGACCUCUAUCUCUCCACAGUGGUGCUUCUUCUAGUAACUGCCCUCUACACUAUAGCUGGGGGGCUGACAGCAGUUAUCUAUACAGAUGCUUUACAGACGGUCAUCAUGGUGAUAGGCGCAUUUGUACUCAUGUUCAUAGCGUUUGACAAAGUGGGUUGGUAUGAGGGUCUGCUGGAGCAGUACAAGGAGGCCAUCCCCACAUUGACUGUGCCCAACACUACAUGUCACCUACCCCGGUCCGAUGCCUUCCACAUCCUCAGAGACCCAGUCACGGGGGAUCUGCCCUGGCCUGGUCUGCUGUUUGGCCUCACGGUGCUAGCCACCUGGGUGUGGUGCACUGACCAGGUGACAGUGCAGAGGUCUCUCUCAGCCAAGAACCUGUCCCAUGCCAAAGGAGGCUCUGUGCUGGGAGGUUACCUGAAGGUCCUGCCCAUGUUCUUUAUAGUGAUGCCUGGAAUGAUCAGCAGAGCACUUUACCCAAAUGAGGUAGGAUGUGUUGACCCCAUUGCGUGCCAAAGAAUCUGUGGAGCCACCGUGGGCUGCUCCAAUAUUGCCUACCCAAAACUAGUGGUAGAACUUAUGCCUGUUGGCAUGCGGGGGUUGAUGAUUGCAGUAAUGAUGGCUGCCCUCAUGUCCUCUCUGACUUCCAUCUUCAACAGCAGCAGCACCCUGUUCACCAUGGACAUCUGGCAGAGGGUCCGGCCACAGGCCUCCGAGCCAGAACUCAUGGUAGUGGGCAGGGUGUUCAUCUUAGUAAUGGUGGUGCUCAGCAUUCUGUGGAUCCCCAUCAUCCAGUCAGCCAACAGUGGACAGCUGUUUGACUACAUCCAGGCCAUCACCAGCUACCUGGCUCCUCCCAUCACUGCUGUCUUCAUCAUGGCCAUCUUCUGGAGGCGUGUCAAUGAGCAGGGAGCCUUCUGGGGUCUGAUCGUGGGCCUUGCUGUUGGCUUGGUGCAGAUGGUGCUGGUGUUUGUGUAUGGCACCCCAUCUUGUGGAGAGAUAGACAUACGGCCAGCCUUCAUCAGGGAUGUCCACUACCUGUACUUUGCUCUUAUCCUCCUGGCUCUCACUGGCCUGGUCAUCACUGCUGUCAGCCUCUGCACUCCGGCCAUUCCAGAGCACCAUCUCCAUCGCCUGACAUGGUGGACAAGACACAGCAAGGAGCCGCGCAUUGACUUCAAUGACCCAUGGACCACAAAGCCCAGGACACCACCCAGAACUCCUGACCCCAGAGUUGGGGAGGAGGCUGCUGUGGAAGGCAGGCCAUGCUGGAAGCGUACUGGAAUGUGGCUGUGUGGGCUGUCUGGGCCUGAGAAGAAAAAGUUAACCCUGGAGGAGAAAAAUGACUUGGAGUUAAAACUGACCAGCAUUGAGGAAGAACCAAUCUGGCGGAACGUGUGCAAUGCGAAUGCCCUCAUACUACUCUCUAUCAAUGUCUUUAUGUGGGGAUACUUUGCCUGAGUUAAUAUAACUCAUUUUGAUUAUAGAUAUUGUUGAAUCACAUAUUGUUUAUUGAAUUACUGAUCACACACAAAAUGCUAAUUGGUUUACAAUUAGAAUGUCAAACAAUAAAUGGUAAUGUUGUUGGGAUUUAGACUUUUUAUUGCCAAAACUGUCAUCUGUAUGUGUACUCUUUGAUCAGGGUCAGUAGUUAGGUUUCCAUCUAUUUGGCGACAGAUUUUCAUGCGAAUAUUCUAAAAUCCGCAUAAAAACAAUAUGCACAUUUUCCUACCAUAGAUGAGUUUCCAUCAAAUGGACUUGUUACAGAUAAAAGGCUGUGCGUGAUUAUGUAUUGGACAUAAAAUACCUUUUGCGGUUAAAUUCCCCAUGUACUGAAUAAAAAAUGCUAAAGUUAAA